Messenger RNA from Uloborus diversus, 1146 nucleotides. Its product is annotated as glutamate receptor ionotropic, delta-2-like. Bases 1 to 1146 code for a protein of 381 amino acids. Gene Ontology annotation, molecular function: glutamate-gated receptor activity. Lineage: Eukaryota; Metazoa; Arthropoda; Arachnida; Araneae; Uloboridae. Gene Ontology annotation, cellular component: membrane. The record is from RefSeq and is a predicted model, not a curated record. The transcript is spliced from 2 exons.
AUGAUGUGUGACAUCGAUGUGCGAGUAGCUAUAAACCCAGCAGGUAUCACAUUAGAAGUAGAUCAAUCCAACUCAGAAGUGAAAAUCACAGGUGGAUACGAAGCCGAACUUUUUGAAAUUUUACUUCGUUUCUUCGCACCAAGAUACAAGAUAAUUCUCAAUCCAGAUAACGAAUGGGGUCGAGUUCUGGCCGACGGAAGUUGGACAGGACUCAUCGGAAUGCUACAGAAAAAUAAGGCAGACAUUGGACUUGGGAGUCUUGCACCCACUGAAAAGAGAAUGACUGUUGUUGAUUUUUCCUCAGCCUACGACACGGUAGCCCACGUCUUUAUGACCAGAUCCCCUCAACUGCUCCCCAGAGUCAUAGCUAUUCUCCAACCGUUUUCUGGAUCGCUGUGGAUAACUCUAUGCUUGGCGGUUCUUUUAGUUGUUACUAUAGUGUGGAGGGUUUUUGAUAGAGAUUCUUCGUUAGUUUCAAUUUUAUUGAACUUCUUUCGAUUGGCUUCCCUUAGAAUUGAUGCUCAAAGCGUUCGACAUUUAAGUGGCAGAAUUUUGUACGGAACGUACGUUAUGGCAUUCAUGAUCAUACAAUUUAGCUACGUUGCCGUUCUUUUAACUUUGCUUACAAUACCGAGGCGUGAUUCUGGCUUGCGUAGCAUUUCUGAUCUAACUGAAGCAGUUCAAAGUGGAACUUAUAAGUGCUACACGGCCAAGGGUUCAUCUCUGGUGGAACUGCUUGCUCAAAGUAAGGAUGCUUCAAUAAAGACUCUUGGAAAAUCAAUUGAAGAGAACGAUUGGUUUAUUUCAUCAACUUUUGAUGAAAUUAAAAGGGUAGUGUUCAAUGAAAGAGCUGCCAUGAUAUUGCUCAAGUUUUUAACUAAGCAAUUUCCUCCUACUAGUGUUCUCAUACCGGAUGACUAUUUUCAUAUUACUCAAGUUGCCGUGGCGAUGAGGAAAGACUUCUCCUGUGCUAAAAAGUUGAAUAAAAUAAUCCGUAGAAUAACGGAAGGCGGACUUUAUGAAAAAUCUUUCAAUGAUUUCAUGUUUAAAAAAUCUGAGAAAAUCGAUUAUGAAACAGAUGUCAAACUUUCUUUAUCAGUAGAGGAUUUUAUGCAGGUGAAUGUACAUUUUGAAAUCAUUGAAUGA